AUGUCCUGCUCCAGCCUGUGUGUCCCUUCCUGCGGGGUGGCCGCCCCGGCCCCGCUGGCUGACACGGCCAACGAGCCCUGCGUGCGGCAGUGCCCCGACUCCACCGUGGUGAUCCAGCCCCCGCCCUCAGUGGUCACCUUCCCCGGCCCCAUCCUCAGCUCCUUCCCCCAGCAAGCCGUGGUGGGCUCAGCAGGAGCCCCCGGUGUUGGAGGGGGCUAUGGUGGCACUUUUGGAGGCCGUGGGGGCUACGGGGGCUAUGGAGGUUAUGGAGGCUACUGGGGCUAUGGGGGCUAUGGAGGUUAUGGGGGCUAUGGGGGCUACGGGGGCUACGGGAGCUGUGGCUACGGGGGCUGGUCCCGAGGCCACAGGUACCUCAAUGGCAACUGUGGGCCCUGCUGA
Messenger RNA from Apus apus (common swift), 399 nucleotides. Its product is annotated as claw keratin-like. Bases 1 to 399 code for a protein of 132 amino acids. Gene Ontology annotation, cellular component: intermediate filament. The record is from RefSeq and is a predicted model, not a curated record. The transcript has a single exon. NCBI's taxonomy places the organism in Eukaryota, Metazoa, Chordata, Aves, Apodiformes, Apodidae. Gene Ontology annotation, molecular function: structural constituent of cytoskeleton.